AUGAAGAGGGCAAGAACGGAAGAGGAAGGAGAGGAGGGCACCGCAGUGGCGAACGUUCUGAUGCUGCUGUCCACCGGCGAGGAGGCCCACAGGCCGCGGAACAACGGGCGGCUAUUUGGGUGCAAAACCUGCAACCGACAGUUUGCGUCCUUCCAGGCGCUAGGCGGCCACCGGGCCAGCCACAAGAAGCCGCGGCUGCCGGGGGAGCGGCUCGCGCAGGCCGGCAAGCCGAGGGUGCACGGGUGCCCCAUCUGCGGCCUCGAGUUCUCCAUGGGGCAGGCGCUGGGUGGGCACAUGAGGCGGCACCGCGCCGCCGCGGAGUCCUUCGCGCAGCGGUACGCGGAGAAGAAGCCCGGCGCCGACAAGUGCGCCGACUCCCUAUGCCUGGACUUGGAUCUCAACACCUUUCCCUCGGAGAAAGAGGUGGAAUUGCACCCGGUGAAUCUUAGUCUCGGGCUCGCCAUGGUCGACUGCCUCUAUUGA
Spirodela intermedia is the source of this 483-nucleotide messenger RNA. The record is from the annotation of a GenBank genome assembly. Lineage: Eukaryota; Viridiplantae; Streptophyta; Magnoliopsida; Alismatales; Araceae.